GCAGAAUUCAAAAAGAGAGUAGCAGCAGGCAGCAGCGAGCAGCAAGCAAGAACCGAAACGACGGCGUAGUAGCAAGAAAACACAAAAAACACAGAAAACGACAAUGUCGCAUUUCUGGAAGCCCGGCACCGAGAAGCCUCGCAUGGUCGACGACGAAGAAGGUGGAGUUCUGUUCUUGUCCACCGUUGCCUCUUCCUCUUCCUCUUCGGGAUUCGGCUAUGGAAGCAUGGAAAAGCAGAGGCAGAGGCUUCCCGUGUAUAAAUACCGCACCGCGAUUCUGUAUUUGGUUGAAACUCACGCCACUUCUAUUAUCGUUGGCGAGACUGGCAGUGGCAAAACCACUCAGAUUCCUCAGUACCUUAAAGAAGCAGGUUGGGCUGAUGGUGGGCGUGUUAUUGCUUGCACUCAACCUAGGCGUUUGGCUGUCCAGUCAGUUGCUGCAAGGGUGGCUGAAGAGAUGGGGAUCAAGCUUGGAGAGGAAGUUGGCUACACAAUUCGAUUUGAAGAUCUUACAAAUACAAAUACAACCAUGAUCAAGUUUCUAACAGAUGGGGUGUUACUGAGGGAAAUGAUGGAUGAUCCUCUUUUGACCAAGUAUAGUGUCAUAAUGGUUGAUGAGGCUCAUGAAAGGUCCAUUUCAACUGACAUAUUACUUGGUCUACUAAAAAAGAUUCAACGCCGUCGACCUGAGCUGCGCCUGAUUAUUUCCUCUGCUACAAUUGAAGCAAAAUCAAUGUCUGCUUUCUUCCAAGCCAGUAAAAGGCAUCGAGGAUUAGAAGGUGAGGAGCUUGGACCAAAGAUGGAACCUGCGAUCCUAUCAGUUGAGGGUAGAGGGUUUAAUGUACAAAUUCAUUUUGCUGAGGAGCCCGUUUCGGACUAUGUUCAGGCUGUUGUUUCAACAGUAUUGUCAAUUCAUAAUCAGGAACCCAUGGGUGAUAUUCUGGUAUUUCUCACUGGUCAAGAUGAUAUUGAUACUGCAGUCAAGUUGCUUAAUGAGGAAGCUCAAAGUAAUGGAAAGAAAUCUUCAGGAUUAAUUGUUUUGCCUCUGUACUUGGGACUCUCACGUGCGGAGCAGGAGUUGAUUUUUACUCCGACUCCUAGAGGGAAAAGGAAAGUAGUGAUAUCAACAAAUAUAGCAGAGACAUCGUUAACUUUGGAGGUAACAUCUCUGCCCUCUAGAGGAACCACCUUCAAUAUUUCCCUCUUGACUUGCGUAGAAUCAAGGAUUAUACUGACAGUUCUCAAGUUCAAGGUUUCUAAUUCUUUCCUCCAAAGUUCUUCUAGUGGAAUCAGCCACUGCCAUUCAACUCGCCUAAAAGUCAACAAAGUCAAAUGUUAGGUCCAUUAUCAAGAAAAGUUCAGGCAAAAGACACUCAGGAAGUAUCAUCACAUACCUAGCUCGCCUCAUUGAUCACAUAUUGAGAAGAUUGAGUUUGUGCUACCAAUUGCAAGCCUCCGAUCAUUUGCAUACUUUCCUCCACAAGAUCAACAUCAACCUAAAGCACAAAUCUAUCAGAUCAUGAGCCAUUCAAUAAGCCAAGAAGAAAUAAGGACAAGGAACUAAAAAAAUUUCAAGAACACACCAGAUCGGGCCAAGGGACGUUUGGGGUGUGCUCUGGCCUAUCCAAAGGCAUGGAACUAUAUGUUCCAUCAGGAUUCAUCACUUUAUAUUGUCAUGUCGGAAAAUGAGGAUAAGUCUCCAUGAAAGAACUAGAAGAGCUACCAGCAUGGUGAGGAGGAGGAAUCUCUUCUCCCUCUUCCUCUCCUUUAGAAGAUGGAGCCUGAAAGUCUAACAUGCAAAUAUUGUCACCAAGCAGAAAUAUGGAAAAGGAGAAUACAAGAUGAAAAUUUGACUUUAGAAAGGGAGGGAAAUACUGAUGUCAUAGAAAUGCCGGCCAAAAAACCUUGCAAUUGAGUUUGAAUAAAUUCAGAAUAAGUCCUUGGUAUUCUUGAAACAA
Molecule: messenger RNA, 1958 nt
Organism: Quercus robur (English oak)
Lineage: Eukaryota; Viridiplantae; Streptophyta; Magnoliopsida; Fagales; Fagaceae
Product: probable pre-mRNA-splicing factor ATP-dependent RNA helicase DEAH9
Exons: 11
Coding region: 104-1339 (411 amino acids)
Cellular component (GO): intracellular anatomical structure
Molecular function (GO): ATP binding; RNA binding
Source: RefSeq, a predicted model, not a curated record